AUGGUGGUCCUGCUGGCGCCAAACGGCAGAGCCCUCUCGAUUAAGCGCGCCCGCAAUGCCAGAUAUCCCAAGUUGGCUGUGUUCGAACCUCGAGGCGGACAAGAGAACCGUCGACUUUCCUGCUCGUAUUCUUUGUCCUUCCCAGGCAGAGUGCUGCCGCAUUCGCACCAUCCCUCCGCAGAAGGGUCUGAUGACACCAAGAUCUGCGUUGUCAUGGUCGGCCUCCCGGCCAGAGGCAAGAGUCUCAUAGCAGGGAAAGAUCCUAACAAGCGAGGGACAGCUAUGCGCUAUCUGGCAUGGGUCGGCAUCUCCGCUCAGAUCUUCAAUGUAGGCUCGUAUCGCCGAAAAAUCUCGCCGCAUCCAGUCGCUGAGUUUUUCGAUCCGUCUAAUCCUGAAGGGGAGAGGAUGAGACGAGCAGCUGCUGAAGCGGCCAUGAACGACAUGCUCAAGUGGUUCCGGGAGGGACGUGGUGUGGUCGCCAUCCUAGACGCGACCAACUCCACCAAGGCCAGAAGAGCCUGGAUCCACAAGUGUUGUGCAGAAGAAGGCAUCGAAACCCUAUUCGUGGAAUCGUGCUGCGACGACGAGGAGAUCAUCAUGAACAAUAUUAAAGAGGUCAAGACGACAUCACCAGAUUACCAAGGACAGGACCCCGAGGUUGCCGCCCAAGAUUUUCGUAACCGUAUCCGCAAUUACGAAAAGGUGUAUGAAACCAUUGACGAAGAUGAGAAACAUUACACCUACGUCAAGCUGAUCAAUGUUGGUUCGACGGUCAUCAUCAACAACAUCAAAGAUUACCUGUCGAGCCGACUAGUCUAUUACAUCCAGAAUCUUCACAUCAAACCUCGCUCCAUUUGGCUGUCUCGGCACGGAGAAUCCGAGUAUAAUCUCGAAGGCAAGAUUGGCGGUGACUCGGACAUCUCCUCUCGCGGUGAGGCCUAUGCCAGGGCCCUUCCAGGGCUUCUAAGACAGUCCGGCGUUCCACCUGGUGCCAAAUUGACAAUUUGGACCUCAACCCUGAAGCGGACGAUUCAGACGGCUCGCUAUCUUGCAGCCGAGAUGGGUUACGAGAAGCUCGAGUGGAAAGCGCUGGAUGAGCUCGACUCUGGGGUCUGCGAUGGCUUGACAUACGAGCAAAUUGCGGAAAGGUAUCCCGAAGACUUUGCGGCCCGAGACGAAGACAAAUACAACUACCGCUAUCGCGGUGGUGAGUCGUACCGAGAUGUCGUCAUCCGCCUCGAGCCCAUCAUCAUGGAGCUCGAGCGCAGCGAGAACGUGAUCAUCGUCACCCAUCAGGCGGUUUUGCGGUGCAUCUAUGCGUAUUUCCACAAUAUGUCCCAGGAACAGAGUCCGUGGAUGGAAGUUCCCCUUCAUACGCUGAUCAAGUUGACUCCCCGCGCAUACGGCACGGAGGAACAACGCUUCAAAGCCAACAUCCCGGCAGUUUCUACUUGGCGUAGCAAAGGGAGCUCCGCGAAACAUCAAGCACCUGCCGAAUCAAAAGCUUGA
Molecule: messenger RNA, 1509 nt
Organism: Rasamsonia emersonii CBS 393.64
Lineage: Eukaryota; Fungi; Ascomycota; Eurotiomycetes; Eurotiales; Trichocomaceae
Product: 6-phosphofructo-2-kinase
Exons: 5
Coding region: 1-1509 (502 amino acids)
Biological process (GO): fructose metabolic process; fructose 2,6-bisphosphate metabolic process
Cellular component (GO): cytosol
Molecular function (GO): ATP binding; fructose-2,6-bisphosphate 2-phosphatase activity; 6-phosphofructo-2-kinase activity
Source: RefSeq, a predicted model, not a curated record